Molecule: messenger RNA, 576 nt
Organism: Protopolystoma xenopodis
Lineage: Eukaryota; Metazoa; Platyhelminthes; Monogenea; Polystomatidea; Polystomatidae
Source: the annotation of a GenBank genome assembly
AUGCUUAUUUUUAAGUUAAUAAUUGGUUUGAUUUUUGCAGACUACGAAGUUGGAGAUAACAUUGAAGGUGAUCGGUUAGCUGGCGGCUACAGCGAUGAAGGUGUUUUGGGACGUGGCGGAGUGGUCAGCGCAGAAAGCCCUGGUGGAGGCGCUGGUUAUUCAGGUUGUGGCUUCCGUUUCUCACGUUCACGUAGCCAACGUCUUCCGCCUAGCUCAGGGCUUGAUUCUUUAGGCGGUAUAGGUACCAAUAGUAGUAGCUAUAUAGGGGAUAGCAUAAGACGAAGAGUAGAAGCCGCCGUCACUACAGCCGUUAGCAAUUCAUUUCCGGCAAGUGGGGCGUUUGGAUCAAAGUGCUUUGGUGAGGAGUCUAGCGGAACGAUAGCAACAGCCGCUGUCAAGCAUCUAACGGAAUCAGACAAGGUUGCAAUCCGAAUUAUAAGAAAAGUACGCUUUUUUGUGGCACGGCGCAAAUUCAGAGAAGCUCUCAGACCUUAUGAUGUUAAAGAUGUGAUUGAACAAUACUCGGCAGGCCACAUGGACAUGCUUACAAGAAUCAAGUCGCUGCAGUCAAGGUGA